This is a messenger RNA of Amblyraja radiata (thorny skate), 1504 nucleotides long. It is a transcript of the gene dpep1, whose product is annotated as dipeptidase 1. The record is from RefSeq and is a predicted model, not a curated record. The transcript is spliced from 11 exons. Gene Ontology annotation, biological process: proteolysis. Lineage: Eukaryota; Metazoa; Chordata; Chondrichthyes; Rajiformes; Rajidae. Bases 66 to 1433 code for a protein of 455 amino acids. Gene Ontology annotation, molecular function: metallodipeptidase activity.
CUGUUUUUCUAGUUCCUGGGCCAAAUUAUAAUGCAUUUAUAAUGAACGCCGGAGGCUAAAGGUUAAUGCAAAAGAGACUCAACCAGCUCGCUAGGUAUUUAACGCUCAAAAAGCACAUUGUCGUUUGGAUACAGCAGAUCUUGCAGAAUUUCCAUCAGAACUUGGUGCUUGGAGUAGAGGCUGUGAAAUCAGUGAUAAAGAAGAUGUGGAUUGCUCUCUUCCUGUUGUGUGUUUGUCAAUGCUCUGCGGAUCAGUUCAGACUUCGAGCAGAGGCAUUAAUGAAAGAAACUCCUCUUGUAGAUGGACACAAUGACUUCCCUUACCAACUUCUACUGCGUUACCACAACCAACUGAGCAAAGUGGAUCUGAAUAAAGUGAAUGAAACCCACACUAACAUCAAUAAGCUGAAAGCUGGGCUUGUGGGAGCACAGUUUUGGGUCGCAUAUGCACCGUGUAGCACGCAGUAUAAGGAUGCUGUGAGACUAACGCUGGAGCAAAUUGACGUCAUACAAAGAAUGGAUUCGCUGUAUUCUCAAACUUUCCGUAGUGCACGUACAAGCAAAGGCAUUACCACAGCUUUCCAGGGUAAGCAAGUGGCCAGUUUAAUUGGUGUCGAGGGUGGACACUCUAUAGACAGCAGCAUGGCUACACUACGCCUCUUCUACCAAAUGGGAGUUCGUUACAUGACCAUCACGCAUAGCUGUAACACACCAUGGGCUGAUAAUUGGCGCGUGGAUGCGGGGAAAGAUACAGCUCAAAGUAAUGGCCUGUCUGAGUUUGGAAAGAAAGUUAUUUUAGAAAUGAAUCGACUAGGAAUGAUUGUUGACUUAGCACACACUUCUGUCAAGACGAUGAAUGAUGUAUUGGACAUUUCAAAGGCUCCUGUCAUGUUUAGCCACUCAAGUGCCUACACCCUGUGUAACCAUAAUCGCAAUGUACCAGAUGCCAUUCUGAAAAAAGUGCGUCAGAAGAAUGGUAUUGUGAUGGUGAACUUCUUCAACGACUUUGUUACAUGCAAGGUUAAAGCUACACUCUCAGAUGUGGCGGAUCAUUUUGACUACAUAAAAAAAGUUGCUGGUUAUCAGUCUGUGGGAUUUGGUGGAGAUUAUGAUGGCGUUCCCAGAGUUCCUACAGGUUUGGAUGAUGUGUCCUUCUAUCCUGAUUUAGUAGCUGAACUACUGCGGAGAAAGUGGACUGACAUAGAAGUAAAAGCAGCCCUUGGAGAUAACUUUCUCAGAGUCUUUCAGGAAGUAGAAAAGGCUAAAACCUUCACGCCAGGAGAUGAUGAGCCCAUUCCAUAUGACCAGGUUAAGAAUUCGUGCAGGACAAGCUUUGGUUAUGAGGAUCAAACUGAUACUAACAAUGGAAAUCCACUGGUUUUCAUGCCUGCAGUGGUCACAUCUGUUUACCUAGCACAUCAUUUAUUAGUGUAAGAGAUAACGGGGCAGCAGCCCCAGAAAAUAUCACUCAUUCUCAAAAGGCAACUUGAAUAAAAGGAAAAAUG